This is a messenger RNA of Pantherophis guttatus, 1174 nucleotides long. RefSeq names its product C-type lectin domain family 2 member A-like. NCBI's taxonomy places the organism in Eukaryota, Metazoa, Chordata, Lepidosauria, Squamata, Colubridae. The record is from RefSeq and is a predicted model, not a curated record.
CUCUGGACCCCCAAAUCGAACUGCCUCUUUUGAUCCCCAGGGGAGCCCAAACGAAGCCCGCAGGCCCCAUUGAACGGGAAAGGCUGCCCCCCAACCCCAUGGAGUUGUAAACCCCCCCAAAGAUAUUUGGGGGGGGCUUCCCAGGCCUCGCCAGGAGUGCGUGAGAAGCAGGAGAUCCAAGGGAGGCCCAGCUGCCAUGUUUAAGACCCCCAAAGUCGGCCCUGCCAAGAGGUCCCCCCAAAAGGGAGUGCCCCGGGAGUUGAGGAUCUCGCUGGACAGUGACCUCUCCGGGUUGCGCAUCCGUGGCCCCUCGCAAGGGUCAUCCUCCAGUGAGGUGCAAGAUGAGUGGCUCCCCCACAUUCCCAAGAAUGCCCAGAACUGGUCUUGCUCCGUCAUUGGCCUCCUCUGCAUCUGUGUAAUCUUCUUCCUUUUGGUGACCCUCAUGAAUCUGAAAGUGGCCAUGCUGAAGAAGAGGACAAAGGAAGAGGCAGCUCUGUGGCAGUGGAAGAUACUCACCUUGACUGAAAUCUUCCGCGACCUACAGAUGGGCAAAGUUCUGAACUGCAGCAUAUGCAAAAUCCAGUGGAUGCAACUAAGCGAGAAAUGCUACUUCUUCCGGAACAGAAAAAUGAAUUGGGAAUCGAGCCAGAGAUUCUGCCAGGAGGAGGAUGCUGAACUGAUGGUGGUCAGCAACAAGGAUGAGAUGCAGUUCCUGAAGUUUCAUGCCUCCAUGCAUUAUUACCUGGAUCCGAAGACGUACAAAUACGACAAAUUCUGGAUUGGUUUGGUCUACGAUAUCGCGGAAAGGAAAUGGCUGUGGUUAGACGGAACUGCCUACAAGCCCAGUCGGUACGGGAUAUUGGGCGAUCAUGGCUGCGCCUACAUCCAGAAUGACACCCUUCAUUCCCAGCCUUGCGGCAAAGUAGCCAAAAGCAUUUGUGAGACAACCGUCCAGUUUGGAUGGAGCAUGUAGUCCAGUUUAUUGGCCCCUCGCUGCGCAGAUGCUGUUUCCCGACCUGUUGUGGUGUUGCAGUGGAGUGAAGCUAUCGGCCUUCCUUCUCUGUCUGAAAUGAUAUAGGAUUUCCUGUCUCUUCCAACUCUGUUAUUCUCUUGUUAUGCUGUUGUUAUUCUGCUAUUCUUUCUGUUAGGGUAAAUAAAUCUGAAUUUCUCCAGA